Messenger RNA from Panonychus citri (citrus red mite), 752 nucleotides. RefSeq names its product optic atrophy 3 protein homolog. Gene Ontology annotation, cellular component: mitochondrion. Lineage: Eukaryota; Metazoa; Arthropoda; Arachnida; Trombidiformes; Tetranychidae. The transcript is spliced from 2 exons. The record is from RefSeq and is a predicted model, not a curated record. Bases 145 to 645 code for a protein of 166 amino acids. Gene Ontology annotation, biological process: regulation of lipid metabolic process.
UUCACAUUUUGUUGUUCAUUGAAUUUAAUUUUUAAUCCAAUUGUUUUCUUAAAUUUUAUAUUCUUCUUUGAUUGUUUUCUUUUUUAUUUGGUCAAUUGUUGUUCCAAGUUUACUUGGUUCUUUCUAGGUGCUCAUGGGAUUACAAUGUCUUCAUCUUUUCCUUUGGUUAAGUUGAUAAGUUUAGCUGUUCGUCAAAUGAGUAAACCGUUAGCUAAUCGAAUCAAGGAGAAAGCUAAAUCAAGUCUAUUCUUCCGUACCUACAUUUGUAUGCCUCCGGCUCAAACUUAUCAUUGGAUUGAAGUGAAUGUUAAAAUGAAAUUACUCAAUUUAGGUAAACCCAAUCAGGUGACCAAACUCAAUGAAAAUUCUGCAAUUGAACUUGGAGCUGAACUGCUGGGUGAAUCUAUCAUUUUCUGUAUUGCUGUUAUCACUGUUACAUUAGAGUUCAUGAGACAAGCUCGGAAAGCCAAUAAUGAAGCUGUUAAAACGGAAGAACGAUGGUCAAGUACUGAAGAGAAAAUGAGCCAAGUUGAGGAGCAGAUAAAAGAGACUCAACAACAUUUAGAUUCGUUAAUUAAAUUAUUAGAAGAAAAGAAUAAAUCAUUUCUUGAUCCAUUGAAAAAAAUUUUACCUGUAAAAGUUUAGAAUAGUUAAAUUACUGUUAGUAUAUAAACCAAUAUGAAAGUGUAUUCAUUUUACUCUGUGAUUGUGUAAAUAUAUUUUUGUUAAUAGACUAAUUAACUUUAAUUUAA